AUGACGGUCCGUCCGACGUGUCUUCUCCUCCUCUUGCUUGCCGUGACACUCGUCACCGGCCAAUCCGCGGCUCCGUCUGCAGCUCCGACUGCAGCUCCGACUGCAGCUCCGACUGCAGCUCCGACUGCAGCUCCGACUGCAGCUCCAACUGAACCUCCGACGACUACAACCACAACAACGACAACAACCACAACAACCACAACGACAACAACACUGCCACCGCCGAAAUAUCCAGACAAGCGAGUAACAGUGUGCCCAAAUGGAGACCAACCCACUGAUACGUCGUGUAAAUCAGACGAGGACUGCACUGACAAAUCUUCUCGAUGCUAUCGAGACUUUUUCAAGAUAAGUAGCACCAAUCCCAAUGAUUUCGAGCCGUCGAACGGCUGCUGCUGUGAGUUUUCGUGUAGAAGAAACGAGAAAACAAUGAGAGUUUGCAGCGAUGGAGAAGCAGUUUUGUCCGGAAACGAGCCUGCAAACGUUCCACAACAAAGGCCAGGGAUGGCUGUACAAGUACGACACGAUUGAGCCGAAAGGGUACUACCGAAAAGAGGUGGAAGUCAGUGGAGACGAAGGAGUCGCUUGCCGUGAGUCAAUUCUUGCUCUCUUCUCGUCUGAAGAACCCCGAUCGAUCGUUUGCAGCGAUCCCCUAUUCGUUCGUUCUGAACAAGGACGGCGACGCGUCCAGCCUUCCGUUCGAUUGGAACGUUGAAGAGGCCGCGAAAAAGGAUUCCACCUUCAAAAUCAAGUCGUGCGCCAAGAACUCCGAGUGUCCGGACGACAAUCAUUUCUGUGGAGACUCUGUCAAUCCGUCAUUCAAACCGGACGAGUUGGAUAAAAGUGACAGUGAGAACGCGCGCAAGUUCUGCUACAAAAGUGGGUUGGAGCUGUAGGUUCGAGUUCCAGUGCGCGUUUCAGAGCCGCCACCGCUGCCCAAGAUGAGCCACGUGAACAUCGAAGUGGGUCUGAAGUUGUGCAACGACGACAAGGAGUGCGGAAGCGACAAGGAGGUGUGCCACAGAGUGGACAAGUACACGUUCCGCAACGCCUCGAAUCCGUCUGUUCCGAUUUAUGGAAUCUGCAUGACUGGUUCCCUCAUUUUCUCCGAUCUUUGCCCAAUGUUUUUUGUUUUCAGUGCAAGCCUGCGAGAAGAAGGACGACGGACUCCAAUCGGUGCUCAACGUGAACCAUCAGGUGUGCACGGACGACGCGAGUUGCCAGGGAGCCGGCGUGUCGGCCGGCAACUCGGACUUCAACCCGCACUGCCGACAGUACCAUCCGACGGACCAGACGCGCAAGCUGUGCUGCUUCGAGAAGAACCCCAAGUGCCGGAUCGGCGAGGCGGUCACUCCGUUCAAGAAGUGCUCGACGAUCUUUGACUGCAACACGGGCGCGGACCGCAACCACUGGUGCGACGACGGCGGCCUCGGCAUCUGCUGCAGGGACCGCGUGACGAACUCGGAGUGGCAGUGCCCCGAUCUGGCGACUCCGCUCUUCAACGAGCCCAACUGCACGGGCGUCCAGGCGACGAAUCCGUCGUCUGGAAAGUGUUCGAAGAAGGGCGGACGGUGCAAGAACGGACAUUGCUGUCCGGCGAGUGAGUUUCCGCGCUUGUGCUCCCGUUCACAAUGCCUCUUGUUUAGUGGCCGUCGAGAAGAAUGGCACGUCGAUUGUGUUGGGCAAGAAUCUCUACGUGACGGAGUUUCCGUGCGAUCCCGCCAAGCCGGUGCCCUCGCUGUUCUCGUUUGCUUUCUGUGAGCAAGAGUCGAAGAAGGUGGUGGUGGUCGGAAGGUUCCACGACAAUGGCGACAAGCUGACGAAGGUGUCGGGCUCCGCGUGCACUAUCAACGAGUCGGUCACCUCGAAGAACUACCCUAAUCCAUUUGUUUAGUAACUGCCGUGACAACGAGGUGUGCAUCUACGAGAGCGCCGACGUCCACUUCUGCUACUACAAUCCGCUGCGGGCGAUCCGACCGGAGGUCUCUUCGUUCUGGAAGACGGUCCUGAUCAUCUCGCUCUCGUGCGGCGGCCUCUUCCUCAUCUCCUCGCUCGUCUGCUUUGUGUGCUACCGCUCGAAAUCGGUGUUUGACAAGUACAGUCCGCGAAAGAAGAAGGGCAAGAAGGGCGGAAAGAGCGACAAGGAGAGCAAGAGCAAGAAGGGCAAAAAGGGCAAGAAGGGCAAGAAGGGCUCGGCGUCGAGCUCGAAGAAGGAGGAGAGCGACACGACGAACAAGUCGGAGAUGACGGAAGCGACGACGGGCGCGGCCGACACGACGAACAAGUCGACGCUCAACUAG
This is a messenger RNA of Caenorhabditis sp. 36 PRJEB53466, 2297 nucleotides long. Lineage: Eukaryota; Metazoa; Nematoda; Chromadorea; Rhabditida; Rhabditidae. The record is from the annotation of a GenBank genome assembly.